Molecule: messenger RNA, 1311 nt
Organism: Colletotrichum lupini
Lineage: Eukaryota; Fungi; Ascomycota; Sordariomycetes; Glomerellales; Glomerellaceae
Exons: 6
Coding region: 1-1311 (436 amino acids)
Source: RefSeq, a predicted model, not a curated record
AUGAGAAUCCCCAAAUCCACAGCACUCUGUCUUCUCAUCGCCAGGACGGUGAGCUAUGCUCAAGAGCUCUCUCAAGACACCAUAUCCACCGACGAGCUUCCUGCCCUUUGCUCAGUACUCUGUCUACCGCUCAAACUCGUCUUCCCGAACUGUGAUACGCUCUGCCAGACAUGCGAGAAGCCCAAGAUGUUUUGCAAGACUCGGGAGACGGCCGAGUGUGUCGAUACGUCCACUGACUGCGGCGAAAAGGAAAGCUGCUGUACUUCGAAGUGCGUCCCCGAGAACAACUUUCAGGCCGAUGUCAACAAUUGUGGCAAAUGCGGCGUCAGGUGCGGCAAGGGCACGACGUGCUGCAACUCCGAGUGCCUGCCCAACGACACAUUUCAGAGCGAUCCCGUGAACUGCAGCAAAUGCGGAAACAAGUGCCCUGAAACCUUCAACUGCCACUCAGGCCACUGCCUCGAACCACACACCUGCAAAGCAGGCGUUUCCCUUCUCGAAAGCUGUCAAGACCCCAUCGUCAGCGGAUCAGGCUGCGGUGCUGGCGAAGACGAAUUGUGCGACUGCAUGGAGUCUGUUGAAGGCGAUCCGUUUUGCGGCGCGUUCGAUGGGCAGUUUUGUCAGGACAUGUGCAAUUCUGAUAAUGAUUGCCAGAAUAGCAAGGGGAAGAAGUGUGCGAGAAGAGACAAGACUUGUUGCUCGGCGGUGGCUACUGAUGACAAGAGCCACAAAACGUUCAAGGUCAUCCACUCAUACACAUACACAACUACAUACACCCACGCAACUGCAACCAUGAAGCUGCCAAUUACCCUCGCCAUUCUUCUCGCCCCCAUGGCAGUCUUCGCCAAACCCCCCAAACGUACCAGCGCACGCCACGUCAGAAUCGACAGACUCCCCACUUGCAUCCAAUACUGCAUUGGAGAAACACAAUGGCGCAUCAAAGGCGCCACGCUCCCAAAGCUCGCCGGCGAAUGGUGCGCGAAAACCGCCGCACACACGCCGGACUGGAUCAGCUUCGGCAAAGCUUUGGACGAUUGCAAGAAGCACCAGUGCGAUAACAGCAUCCAGUGGAUCGACCUCGCCGUCUGGCACUGGGACAUGUGCGAGUGGAGCGAUGUCAAGGAGGAGGGCAUGAACUUGCUCAAUGGCUAUCGCAAGGCGUACUGGUUGCCUAAUGAUCGUCAACCUAUUCGACCUCCUCAUUCGAGAAACUGGAUCUCGGAUGAGACGUUUGAGGCUCCCGAUGAGUGGAAUGAGAAUAAUGGAAUUGGAGAUGACAUUCCGGAAGAUCAACCUCCGCUCCACGGCUGA